AUGAAUUGUUUAAAAGGACUUCACCAUUGGACUUUUCACAAAUUUUCUUACAUCUUUCAAGCUUUCUACUUUUUUUACCUCAUAAGUGGUUUUCUUAUUAUUCGUUUUCAGUCAUACUUUAUAUUAGAACAAUAUUGUAGAACAAGUUACAGAAGUUUUUUGUGUGUACUACUUUUCUCAAGUGGGAUCUUAUCCUUUUUUACUUGCUCAUUAAGCGAUCCCGGAAAAAUAUCUCUUAUAUCUUUGGACAAACACAUGAAGUUCUACUCGUAUGAUGAAAUAAUUUUUCAUGCAAACACGAAAUGUGAAACUUGUCAUAUUUUAAAACCCGCAAGAAGCAAGCAUUGCAAAUACUGUUCAUCAUGUAUACCUCGCUAUGAUCAUCAUUGUUUUUUGUUAAAUAACUGUAUUGGAGGAUAUAAUAGUAUUUAUUAUUUUGUUUUUAUUUAUAUAAAUAUUGCAAUUACCUUUUACGCCUCUUACAUAACCUCACUUUGUUUAUAUAGUAUUAUGAAAUAUGAGAAUCUUUUAGAAGCUACUUUUAUAGAUAAAGGGACCAAUGAAGUUUUGCCGAAUACUUACUUAACCAUUGCUAAUUAUCUAUUUUCGAAAUACAGCCCCACCUUCUCCUUAUUUGUGAUAUCUCUAUUUUCAUUUUUUUUUCUAAUUCUACUUUUUUCGCAUGAAAUGUAUUUCAAUUUUUACCUUAACAUAACAACCAAUGAGAAAAAAAAAUAUAGCCAAUUAAAAAACAGUUUUUCUUUGAAUAAGCAAUUUUAUAAUAAAGGCUUCAUAAAAAAUGUUAAAGAUGUAUUAUUUUACAAAAAAAAUGUGGAUAAUUUUUUAAAAAAAAUUUCAUAA
Plasmodium malariae is the source of this 861-nucleotide messenger RNA. RefSeq names its product palmitoyltransferase DHHC12, putative (gene DHHC12). The record is from RefSeq and is a predicted model, not a curated record. Lineage: Eukaryota; Apicomplexa; Aconoidasida; Haemosporida; Plasmodiidae. The coding region runs from base 1 to 861 and encodes 286 amino acids. Gene Ontology annotation, biological process: protein targeting to membrane; peptidyl-L-cysteine S-palmitoylation. Gene Ontology annotation, molecular function: protein-cysteine S-palmitoyltransferase activity. Gene Ontology annotation, cellular component: endoplasmic reticulum; Golgi apparatus. The transcript is spliced from 10 exons.